Messenger RNA from Mya arenaria, 2489 nucleotides. RefSeq names its product heat shock 70 kDa protein 12A-like. Lineage: Eukaryota; Metazoa; Mollusca; Bivalvia; Myida; Myidae. Gene Ontology annotation, molecular function: ATP-dependent protein folding chaperone; ATP binding. The transcript has 10 exons. The record is from RefSeq and is a predicted model, not a curated record. The coding region runs from base 146 to 1849 and encodes 567 amino acids.
UUCAUUUAACGUAUCAAUACUUCUGAUAAUGAAUUAUCAAUUAGUAAAGCUGUACUAUUAGUAUUAUAAAUACAUUUAGUUAAGAAAGAUUAUUCCCAAUUUAGGCUCAUAACUAUUCUAUCGAUUCGGUGCUUUUGGAAGUGAAAUGUCACGCGAAGAACACGUGGUUGUUGCAGCCAUAGAUUUUGGUUCAACGUAUUCCGGGUACGCUUUUCAAUUCCGAGGGUCCGACAAGAUCUGUUCCCUUUCUACCUUUAGUGGGUCCACAGUCACAUACAAAGCUCCGACUGUCAUCCUCUUUGACAAGGAUAAGAAUUUCAACUCAUUUGGAUAUCAGGCCGAAAACAAGUAUGCAGAACUUGCGGAAGAAGGCAACCACGUUGGGUGGCGAUAUUUCCGUUGCUUUAAAAUGGAACUGUAUAGAAGUAAAGAACAGAGGAAACUGCGUGCUGCAUCAACAGUGAAGGAUGACCAGGGACAGAAAAUGAAAAUAGUAGAUGUGUUUGGAGGUGCAAUCAAAUACCUCAAAGAUGAGCUAAUGGGAGAACUCUUAACACAUGCCCCAAACUUUGAGGAAAAGGACGUCAAAUGGUUGAUAACUGUUCCCGCCAUCUGGGAUGAUGCCGCGAAACAAAUAAUGUUCAAGGCAGCUGAGAAGGCUGGAAUAUCACCUGCACACUUUGUCUUUGAACCAGAGGCGGCCGCAAUAUUUUGCAAGAACGAGUAUGAGACAGCAGAUGAUCCCAGACAGAAGGACAUUUUUAAAGCUAACUGCAACUUUAUUCUCAUAGAUCUUGGCGGAGGAACUGUUGACGUCACUGCACACAAGGUCAAUGAUGAUGGUACUUUGGAUGCCCUUAUGCCGCCGUCAGGGGGACCCUGGGGAGGAAACAACGUCAAUAGAAAGUUCUUUGAGCUUUUGGAAAACAUAUUUGGAGCCGAAGUUUUUCGAAGGUUUUCUGCUGAAGAAAUGGACGAACGGCUUGAGCUUGAAAGAUCGUUUGAAGUGAAAAAAAGACUGGAUGGUCAGUUCAGUAUCAAACUACCGGCACGACUCAUUGAACUAGCUGGUGUUACACAAAUUCAAGAAAGCCAACAUGCUCCGAAAGUCACAUUUAGAAAAGACAAACUAUUUAUCAAUGCUUCAACGGUGUUAGACAUUUUUGAAGAAACAAUUGAACAAACCAUUGUUCAUGUUAGCGAGCAAUUACAAAAGGCGGACUUACAGAACGUAUCAACUAUUGUAUUAGUUGGAGGGUUUGCAGAGUCAAAAAUACUUCAACAGAUGAUGAAAAGUCGUUUUGAUCCAAAUAUAUAUAUGCUGGUCAUUCCACAGGCUCCUGAACUUGCUGUUUUAAAAGGUGCAGUUUUGUACGGACUUGACGAGUCUGUCAUCCGCUCACACAGAAUGCCGUAUACUGUAGGAAUCGACUCAUCUGUCCCGUUUGAAGAAGGGAUACACCCUGAACAACGAAGGAAUUUUCAAAACGGCUCGUACAAGUGCACCGAUAUAUUCAAAGUUUUCAUCAAAAGAGGAGAAAGAAUUCAACCCGACUUGGAGUCAGCCACGUAUGAGGUUCGAGCCACAAACCCCGAGGAAGCUGUUAUAGAACUCUAUAAGACAGACAGGGAUGACACUCCUACUUACACCAGUGAUUGCACCCUGCUUGGUAAAGUGAGGCUUACCCUAAUCGCUCCAACACAGGCCAACCAAAAUGAAAAGGAUAUUCGUGAACAAACGAAUCCAAUUAUAAAAGUUAACAUGUAUUUUGGUGGCACAUUCGUUACUGUGAAAGCCGUUCAGGAUGGAACGAAUAAAUCAAUUGUCACUAAUAUUAACUUCCUGUAAACUUAUAUGUGCAAGCAAAUAAAGCUUUAAAAGAACUCGCUUAAAAUCAUAAAUUUAAGAUUUCCUUAAUUGCUCCAACACUCACUCGAAAAAAUGUGUGUCAACCAUAGAAUCCUAUUACAAUACAAGUUCAAAUGUAUUUUGGUGACACGCUGUUUACUGUGACAGCCAUUGAGUUUGGAACGAACAAAACAGUUGUCGCAUAUAUUAACUUCCUGCAAACAAGUACCUACAGACAAAUUGCCAGCGAACUUAUAUGUUAAAGCAAACGAGCUUUCCAUUCAAAACAACGAACCGCCCCAUGACAUGUUUUGAAUAUUAAUGCACGUAUCAUUAUUUUGUCAUUCCCGCUUGGCAGUCCACAAACAUAACGUCUACCUUCCGGUAGUAUUGGAAAUCGGACAGAAAAAUAACUAUCGAUAAUCGGUUUAUGAAACCGAUCAAUGAUCGAUUAUUAAUCGAUUUAAUUAUUAUUUAAUUAUCACUGAUUUUCAUAUUUAAGGCAUAUAGAUACAGUACAUGCACCAGUUUUAAGCACCAAUGUUCCCUUACAAUAUUGUUUGUACAUUUCUUUGUGUAAAUUACGUUAUUUAUUCAGAACGAAACUAUCUUUCAGUGUUAACAAGUUACUUAUACAGAA